Molecule: messenger RNA, 4808 nt
Organism: Scophthalmus maximus (turbot)
Lineage: Eukaryota; Metazoa; Chordata; Actinopteri; Pleuronectiformes; Scophthalmidae
Product: solute carrier family 66 member 2
Exons: 4
Coding region: 758-1522 (254 amino acids)
Biological process (GO): retrograde transport, endosome to Golgi; phospholipid translocation
Cellular component (GO): trans-Golgi network; endosome
Source: RefSeq, a predicted model, not a curated record
UUCUUUAACCGCAUACCUGAAGAAUAAGCAUGUGUAUAUCCACACGCGUUCAUACUGCAGACAAGUUUCUUUUUUCUUUAAAAAAAACCAAACGCAUAUCUGGAACUGUAUUCGGUUGUGCGUGAACUAUCUUGACCGAGUCGAGAAUCUUUGUUUGCACACGUGACGUUUCAGGAAGUGUGGGCUACACGGAAGAUUAGGAAAAAAAUGCACUGAAUCCAUCGGACGGGUCGGGGAAUCGACCGUUGGUGGUGUUAAUAAUAUAGAGGCAAACAAUAAUACACAUUUAGUUCCAUAUUUACCGCGUCAUUUCAAGUUCUUGUUUUAAUCAUCAGGGCGUCGGGAACCUUGGGAGAGUUUGUCCUCCGAGUUAAAGUGAAGCUUUUUCGAACAAAGCUAGCUAGCGUCAACAACGAAACAACGAAACAGUUCGACUGACUUCUCUUCCGGGGUCGGCCCCUCGUUGUUCUGUCGGCAGAGCAGCUCCACGCGUUCACGGUGUCACUGUUGGGUCCGCGGUCUGUCCGCUGUUACUGCGGCGUCCCUCGUCUGUGCUGCGCUAACGAUGGCGUGGCAGUAGCCGCUCCGCUUCGUCCCGCGGUCGAGGAGUGUGCACACCCAUGUUACUCCCCUCGCCGACUCAAAGUCGCCACAGGGAACCAGAGGAGGGCAGACGCCUCGCGGCCAGUUGACACCACCAGACAACUUCGGACCAGGUGAGCAGCAGCAGCAGCGGCAGCGGCGGCAGCAGGUGACCAUGGACGGCGAGCUGUUCGACCAGGUCGUGGCCGCGGUGAACCAGCUGGUGUCGUGGGUCGCCGCCGGGGCCAUGGUGUUCGGCGGGGUGGUGCCCUACGUCCCGCAGUACAGGGACAUCCGCCGGACCCAGAACGCCGAGGGGUUCUCCACCUACGUGUGCCUGGUCCUCCUGGUGGCCAACAUCCUACGAAUACUCUUCAGAUUUGGCCGCUACUUCGAGACGCUGCUACUGUGGCAGAGCAUCAUCAUGAUCGCCACCAUGCUCAUCAUGCUCAACCUAUGCACCAACGUCCGCAUGGCCACCGAGCUCAACACCAAGAGACGCGCCUUCUUAGACUUUGACUGGAACUACUUCUGGUUGUGGAGCCACUUCGUGGACUACAUGCAGUGCGUGCUGGCCUUCACGCUGGUGGCGGCUUACAUCACAUACGUUCUCCUGGACUCUGUGCUGUUCGUGGAGACUCUGGGCUUCCUGGCCGUCUUCGCGGAGGCAAUGCUUGGCACGCCGCAGCUCUACUGCAAUUAUCAGAACAAGUCCACUGAGGGCAUGAGUAUCAAAAUGGUGCUGAUGUGGACCAGCGGCGACACCUUCAAAACGGGCUACUUCCUGCUCACCCAGGCUCCGGUGCAGUUCUGGACAUGCGGCCUGCUGCAGGUCAUGGUGGACAUCGCCAUACUGUUACAGGUUUAUUACUACAGCCGCUACCCACAGAAACCGGUCUCACACACCGCCUCACACACCACCAGUGCCAAAGCCCUCUGAGAGGCCACGCAAGCUCUCGGGAGACUCGUGAGGAAGCCCUUACAGAGGAACUGUGGACAUGUGUAAACAUGCAUGAGUACCACUGCACCUUGAGAUUAUGUUGGCUGCUCACAGUCACCUCUAUGUAUACAUGAAGACGCAUACAAACCCAUAAAUUAGUCAUGAACAUACACAGACUCUUGGUGGUGGUGGUGGUGGUGGUACCUGAAGGACUCCUGUUACACGUAAACUUGACCUUUUCGUUUUAUUUAUUACCCGACUGACUUCUUCUCAAUGCGACAGAAUGCUUUGUGUCUUGGAAUGCAGAAAUCUCAAAGAAUACAUCUUUGAAUCAAUCUGUGCAUGUGGAAACAUAUAAUGCACAUGAAUAUACAGUAUAUAUACACACUGCAGAUGCACUGAUGUAUGGGCUCAAGGAAAUUGUGGACCAGCUUUUUUCAUCCACAUUCACUGAUGAUUGUUGCAUGGACCGUCUGCCUUAAAACCAUACUCUGUAUAUAAAGAUGGACGACGCAAAAGGCUCCCAAAAGCAAAGACAAAUUAUCUCGAUUCCCCUCCAGUGACGGGCUAUAGGUCAAAAACCCCACCUCCCCCUUAUUGUUGGAUGGAACUUGGACCAUGUUGUCCAUGUAUCAGCAGGACCUCUAUACCGCGGCUCCACAGACAGUGGCUCCAAAUGCACAAGAUGGCGACACUAGUAGCUGCAAUGUUUUUUUGCUUAAUUUUUGUCCAACAGGAGGUAGUGGAGACACGUUGUCCAUCUUUAUAUACAGUCUAUGCUUAAAACACACACAUUCAAACAUGGCUUGCUGCAUUACCAGCAAUAUAAAUGUAUGAAUCAAUCCGAAAAAAAAGAAUAUUACUGAAUGUACAAAAUGGAAUUUGUUAUUUACUUGGUUUUUUUUAGCACAGUAGAGAAAUGUUCACUCUACUGCUUGUUGGAAAGAUGGCCUCCAUAGGCUUUGACAAUACAGGAUCAAUAUUAGUGGGAUACAACUAAGAAACGAGAAGCAAUCAAUAUUUACCCAAAGAAAAAAAAAUCCCAAAGGUUUGGGGACGCAAUGUACCGGCUUCUACAACACAAUUAGUCAUGAACACGCUUGGCUUUCAGAGUGAUGACAUAAGGCCAGUCUUCUGUCUGACACCAGAAUAGCUGGAAGCAAAGGUGUUGAGAUGUAAACCUAACUGUCAUCAUGACCUGCACACGUUUUCGAGAAAUUAAUGCCAACAUUUUCUACUGAAGUAGUUGAAGUCGCCGGCAUUUUUGUAUAUCAUUUUGAUCAUUGCCAUUUCAUGAAUGUUGGAAAAACCCCAAAGGAAUCAGUUUAGAACUUGGAUUCCAGUUUUCUUGGGGCACAUUCAGACUGAGCACAACGUAAACUUAAUGACACUCACUGUCAUCGAAGCAGGUCAACGCAUAUUUAGUGUGGGACUAGGGGACGUCAUCGAAAGUUGUAAAUGUAAGUAAUGUAAGCCAAUUGAAACCGGGUUUUUGCUUUGAGUUUGUGAAUCGGUUCCAUGCAGGUACGAGGAAAACCGAGCCACUGGAAAAUGUCACAAAGAAAACUGGACACAAACAACACGUAUGCUCUGUUAUGAAUGUAAUAGAUUGAUUUUAUAAUGUCUCUUUUUGAGAUUAAAAACAUUCCGGUGGUCGAAGAUAACCCAUGCGAGGCUUAGCUUCUCAUUCCGUCUGAACUCACCUGUAGCAUUUAAACAGCAUCUCAAUCACAGGAUCGUCACGGAAUUGAUUAUCAUCAGUUUAGCAACUGUUUAAAGAAAAUAGCUCUGCUUUUUUUUUUACAACUUGUGCUGCAGUGAUAUGAUGUUUGCAGGAUUGGAAGAACAGAAACCCUUCAAUAGUCGCGAUAUUUAGAUUAGAUGGGGACAAACUGUGUAUAACUCAGCUGUGAGUGGAAUUGAGUUGAAUACACGAUUUUAGUCCGAAUUAACUGUCGGUGUAGUUCUAUUCUGGCACAUCUGUAGUACUUUGUUUUGCCAAGUGGGAGAUAUCAUAGCUGAAGUACAACUAGGAGGCUGAUGGUAAACAGUGUGUCCAAUUCAGUCGCUCAGAAUUAUUCUGAACAAUAUGAAGUAUUUUGCAAUCUUGGCCAAUUGUAAUGAUAACAUUGUACUCUGUUAAAUGCUGAGACCCAGGACUGAAGCAACAAAAGAAGUCCUACUGUCUAGGAAAGGUUCGCUCUACAGAUGGACACUUUUGAAUCUGCUCAUAUCUUUGCCACCAUCAUAUUGCCAAUGUGUUAGACAGACGGUGCAGCUUAUUAUUCAUAUUCCACAUUCAAUAACACCCUCUGAUGUCCAUCCUCGUGAUACCGCUCCGUGUGUGCUGUUUCAGGCAAGGUGUACUCAUCAACGUUUUUUGUCAUGAGAAAUUAAUUUCCUGUUCAGCAGCAAGACCAGCCACAGUGAGGAUUUCUUUCUUUUUUGCCAUUGUUGUUUUGUAAUGUUUUCUCCGGGGUGGGAAGAAAUGCCAAAGCAGGAGAUGUACGACUGUCAGCCCUUCAGUGAACUGUGUACAAGAGCAGACCUGAUUCUGUCCUCCUCUCCUGAACCUCGAAAAUGGAAACGUCCCUUUUAUUCCCCUGGGACUCUACAGGAGUUUUCUAUGAAUAUUUCUUCCUCUCUCCUCUCUUAGAUAUCAAAAAAAAGGACAUGAUGGAGGAUUCCUUGGUAUCUUAGUAAUAAAGGUGCACUUUUUGUGUUUACUCUUUUGCCACCCUAUUUAUUUCGUUCACUUUUUGAAAUAAUCUUAAAAUGUGCGUAUAUACAGUACUUCUGUUCUUUAUUCAGACUGCAGGUAGGCCGAUUGUGUUGUAAGGAUAUUGUGAGAUACAGUAUGUUAUACUUGAUAUGUUAUUGUUGUGCUCAACAGGAUCAUAGGAGCUCAGACUUCCACUUUUGUCCAUUGUUCCAUUCCAUGUAUAUGGUUUCACUUUUGUAAUUUUUCCAUCCUUUGGUUUCAUUUGUUUUAUCAUUUGAAGGUAUUUUUACCAUUGAAACUGCCACGUUUUACUUUGCCCUUUCUGUGAAACCCCGAGCUAGUUUGUUUAUGUACCAAAAUACCAUUCAUGUAUUCAGUUUUUUACUCUUAUUACUUCUGUUUUUAUGUGUUUUUUUUGUGUUUCUAUUAAAAUGCCAGCAGCCAACCUCAGCCUGCAACAACAGCCAUCAACACUUGUUGAGGCUGUUUAAACACCAAGCAUUGUCUGGAAUCUAACUUGGCGUCGUCACCCAUUAAAGAGGACAGGGAGAAAGUCAUGCGUCA